AUAUUUUAAAUCUAUAUAUUUCAGCUUGUUAGUGAAAAAUUAAUAUUUUCUGGUAUUUGUUGCUACACAUUUAAUGUUGGUUAGUUUUUUCCUUUAAAAGAUUUAUCUAAUCAAGAGUAAAAUAAUCUAAAGCAAAUGCCAAAUAAUUAUCAAGAAGUCACAACAAUUUCGAGCAGUAUUAUUCAUUUUUUAGCUACAAGAACUUCUUAAAAAUAAAAUUAGUUCUUUUUAGUUCAAUCAUUUUGGGUUAAUUAAAUAAUAAUAUGAAUAUUCGCUGAGAAAACUAAACAUGUGAUUCAUAAAUGUUUGCUACUUAGAAAUGUCGAUUGAAAAUCAAGAUUUAACAACUCAAGUAACAAACUCUAAAUUUACAACAUCUCAAUCAACAAACCUAGAUUAUAAAAUGAGUUCUAACAUCCCAAACAAUCAUAAAGAUACAAUAAUAUACUCUUGUGCUGGUGUUGGGAGCUUUAUUUUAGCUUUGAUUAUUAUUUUAUUUUGUUAUUGUAUUCUCAAAAGAAAGUUAAAUGAACGUAAUGUUGUUACCUCAAAUUUUAAAGACCAACAUUCUCCAGCUGCAGUAAAAAAUUUUAAUUUUGGAAAUGGUGCAUUCAUUAAUAAAGAUUCAAUUUGUUAUGAAAUAAGUAUCAAGGUUCUAACUCCGUGGAUUGAAGUUUACAGUAAACAUGAUUCUGAUGAGUUUCUUAACUUAAAACAUUCUAUUGAAACAUCGAUUGCAAAUCUUUAUGCCAAUUAUGAAGCAUUCAAAUAUGCAACACUGGUUUCAUUCAGAGAAGGAAGUGUUAUUGCUAAUAUUCAAUUAACCUUUGCAUCAUUUGCAAAAUAUCCUUUAAAGAUUGUGCAAGAGGCUGUUUGUUUCGGAAGGUUCUAUGAUUUAAAUGUUGAUAAAAGAUUUUUUCUAGAGCAUCAAGUAAACAGUUCUUCAGAAUUUCUUUUCAAUUCAAAAUUGUCUUCUGUUGAUGGAGAUAACAUGGGAUAUAAAAGCUCCUCCAGCCAAAGUUCAUUACAUGAUCAUUUAGAAUCUGGUUAUGGAAGUCAAACAUUUGAAACUUCAACCUUACCAAAGAAGCACAAUCUUGUUCAGAGUUACUCUGCUGAUUCAUUAAAGUCAAACACUUCAAUGAAGAAUUCUAUAACAUUGAAUACAAAUGUUACUAAGACUGAUAAAAGUCUUAAAGAUACUCUGAAAUCAUUAAACAGUCUUGUUAAAAAACAUAACAAUAAAAAAAUAGGUAUUCCCCAUGUUGGUUUGUUUAACUUUUUGCCACAAGAUGAUAAAGAUUUAGCUUUUAAACAAGGUGAAGUUAUUUAUGUUGAUUAUGUUGACAAUGGAGGCUGGGCAAAAGCUACUAAUCAAAAUGGACGAAAAGGUUGGAUUCCACAAAACUUUGUUGUUCCAAUUGAUUUAGAACAAUACGAGCACACGAAAAAAGCGGUUGAGUCAAUUUUGUACUUGGAUAGUGUGAUAGAUUCUAUUACCUCUCCUGAUGAUGAAGAUUCAUCUAAUCAAUUAACAGGAGAAGCUGAUAAAUAUUCAGAAGAUUUCACAAAAUCUGAUGACUCUAAUGAAAAUUUAGAUCCUCCAAGAUCAAGCCAUUUUAUUACAAUUUUCCCAUUUGAACCUUGUGAGCAGAAUGAACUCAAGUUAGAAGUUGGAGAUUUAGUUGAUGUGUUAAAAACUAGUGAGACUGGAUGGUGGAAAGGAAGAUGUUUACGUACAGAGUGUGAUGGCUGGUUUCCAUCAUCAUAUGUUCAGCCAUCCUAUUUGUCUAUAAGCAAUUCAUUUAAAAAUGAAAUUGCUGACGAUAGAGGAACAGUGUCCGAUAGUGAAAUUCAAAUGAUAGAUGCAAUUACAUUAAAAAGAAAAUAUCAAGUUACCAAUGGUUACAAUAGUGAUAAUGGUGACUAUAGCAAUAAGAUUAACGAGUUAAAGAACGAUUGUGCUGAUCCAUCAAAUGCUUUAAAAGACAGGGUAUUAUUUAAAACUGAACCUCCAUCGAAACCAGUUCCACCAAAACCGCGAAAAAGGCAUAUUCAAGACAAACUGAUUAAUAAUCCAAAUAUCGAAGAGAGAUCACAAUCAUGUAGCGAUGCAGACAAAAAGGAUUUUGAAGCUUUUUUCAAACAAUCGAAUAUUGACCAUAAAGAUAAAAAAACGAUUGCUUCAAAAAACGACAAUGGUUACCUGUCUCCAAUCGAUAAACUACGUCCUCGAUCAUUCCAAGAUACACCUCAAAACAAUUUUUUUAAACUUUCGAAUAGAUUUAACAAUAAUAUGAAACCGGCUUGGUCUCUUCCUUCUUUAAAUGUAGGUGAACAAGUAAAAUUAAGUCCUGACGAUGAUCGUCCAUUUCUUGAACCUAUUCCCAGAAAAAAUAAGCGAUAUUCUGUUCCAAAUGAUUCAUUGUAUAUUUCUCAACUAUCGUCGGAUGGAAAUAUAGCUUUAUCGACAGAAGUUUUGCAUUCUGAAGAAUCAAAAGACUCUAUUGAAUAUGAAUCUAUAGUUAACGAAAAUUCUUUUUCUACAAAUGUAGAUCUUCGAGAUUCGUCUCGUGAAGACAAUAAUUUUUUGUUAAAAAAUGAUAACACUCUAAAAAAAAUUCCACCUCUUUCUAAAAACUAUUUAGAAAACGAUAAACCAAUAGUUUACGAAGUUCUUUCACAAAAUAUCUCGGAUCAAAAAAUUGCCGGAAGUUCACCAUCUGAGGAUGAUAAUUUUAUCCAACGAGUUUAUAAUAAAGAAAUUGAUUCUAACAGACACUCACGUUUAAGGACUGGGCAUAAGCGGUUCUCUAAUUUAAAAAGUGCAAUAAUAGAGGAAUCUGAAUGUAUAUCACCAGAUGAAGACACUAAAAAAGAAUUUAGUGUUUCUUUAAAAAACAAUGAGGCGACAUUAAAAAAUUUAAAUAAACUAAGUACUCAAACUUCGAGUUUAAAUUCUGAUGGUAAAUUUUUAAAAGAACAAGACGAUCAAGUUGGUUCAAGUAAAUUAUUAUCGCAAGGUUUAAAGAACUCUUCAUCAACGCAAAGUUUAUCUUCUAUAGCUUCUUCAACUCGAUCUAAUCCUUCAACUAAGCUCGAACAAAUGAAUGUUAGACGAGCUAUUGCAAAUGUAGUCGCUAAUUCUGAACAUGAACUUACUUUCUCAGUAGGAGCUAUAUUAUAUGAACUAAGACCAAGAAAUAAAGAAGGUUUAUCAUAUGGCAUACUUGAGGACUCCAAUCAAGGUUGGUAUCCAUCGGAUGCUGUGGAGCCAUAUUUUAUUUUUUAACAAAACUUUUAUCUCUAUUUAUUCAAUUUUUUAAUUGUUUCUAGCUUUAUAGGACUUUAUAUGAAAAUACGCAAAGUUUUGGUUUGCCGA
Molecule: messenger RNA, 3382 nt
Organism: Hydra vulgaris (swiftwater hydra)
Lineage: Eukaryota; Metazoa; Cnidaria; Hydrozoa; Anthoathecata; Hydridae
Molecular function (GO): protein binding
Source: RefSeq, a predicted model, not a curated record